CGCCGCCGCCGUAAAAGUGGGGGGACGAGGCCUAAGCACUAAGCACGCGCGCGGGCAAGCCAGGCAGUUCACGCCACGUCCGCGGGCAGCAGCGGCGUCCAGCGGCAGGCUCUCGCAGCCCACACGGGCUAGCUUGCAAGGGCAGCCACCAAAGAGAGAGUACUUAAGCGGUCACGAACGCUAGACUAACCCUUGCGUCGGCGAAGCUGCGUACGCGGAGAAACGCUCAAAGGGGAACACCCUAAGAACGCCACCAAAAGGACCACGAUGGAGGAGAUCGACGACAUCGUGACGGACAUCGCCCAGGGCUGCGCCGGCAAGGGCCAGCGCGUGCCCAAGGUCUUGGCUGCCUUCAUCGCGCGGACAAUCCUCGAGUCGGACCCCGUGCUCUUCUCGCCCGAGAAGGAGUUGAGUAAUGAGGGCAUCGAGACGCUGGUGCGCAUGGGCAUCGCGCGGUGCUGCCAGAAGGACGACCCUGCCCUAGAAACGAUCAAGAUGCAGGUCACUUUUGAUUCGACCUAUGUAAGGUACUGUGUGCAAAUCAACCGUGUGUCGGUGCCGGGUGCACGAUAAUUCUUCACUAAGUCAUUCCUCGGCGAUGACGCGGCCGUCCUGGCUCGGUCGAGCGGCGAGGAACCGGCAUUGCCACGCCAUCGAGCAGGCGUCGCGUCGAUGGCGUGGAGGACGACGCGGCGAUUCAGCACGAAUGCGCCGUAAAAUCUUUGAUUUCCACACAGGUAAGGUACGAGGAGGAGCUCGCGCAGUCGAACGAAGCUCGCGCCAAUAAGACCAAGGACCUCAUAAGGAGCAUCAUCGGAGUACGACCGAAAGGCGGCACGGACUUCGAGACGCUGACGGCGCUAUACAGGCAAAUCUUUUCGUACCUCCAAUUCGUAAGUCGGGGCCAGGGCGGCUUAGAUGGGAAAGGUUUGUCUCAGGCGGACCCGGCGGCCGUGGAACGCGCCGUGGAGCGCGAGCUCGCCGCUGCCUUAGAAAGCGUCUUCCCGCGGAUUGGUCUGAAGUCUUUCGUGCUGUUGGGCGCCGAGGAGAAGCGGCUCCAGUUGGAAGAGUUGGCGCGCAUAGUCACGGGCAUCCGCCUGUUUAACCGGGAGCAGGGCAAGGGCGGCGCCGGGCUAGAUCACGUCGAGGACGCCGUCGCCACCACCGUCUCUGACUUGAGGGAGGCCCUCGACGCCGAGGUCGCCGAGCAGCACGAGGUCUGCACGCGCUACCAAGAAACAUUAGUGUACUGCCACCUGCGCAAGCCCGACGAGGCGACGGCCGAGAAUUUGGAGAGAUGGGCGCAGGAACUGGCCAACCGAAGGCAGUACUGCGCGUAUUUAGCGUCUUUGGCAGAAGACGCGGCGGCGAGCGCGCGGCGCGUGGCGGCGCAGCGCGACGCCUUCGCGUCGGAGAUGGAUGAAUUGCAGGGCAUGGUCGGCGGGCGCGCGGCGGUGCCCAAGGAGCACGUCUAUCCCAAGUUUGAUGCGGUCGCCGCGGCCUGGUUCGCGCUCGACGAAGAAUUGCGAGUCGUCGAGUCGCGGGUCGCCGUGCUCGAGGAGCUGCACGCGUUCCGCGAGUCGUACGCGGCGACGCUCGGGCCGCAUUCUGCAGUGUCGCGGCAGGCAAGGUUAGAAGGCCCGCCGAUCCAGGACGAGGCGGCGCCGUCGCCCGACAAGCCCGAGGACAAGCCCGAGGAGGACCCUGAGGACUUCGACGACCUGCCCCAGGGCGACGAGGGCGGGCCCGUGCGGCUGUCCGUCGAGACGACGCCCGAGUUCAUGCAGCUGCCGCUCGAGUAUCAAGGUUUCUGUGGCUGGACAUGCGCAAACAAAGGGGGCCUGCUGCUGCCGGGCAAGCCCGGGCUGGGCGUCGUGCGGUACCGCGGCGCGCACUACGUCUUCGCGUCGGCCGAGGCGCUGCGGGACUUCUUCAAGGACCCCGAGGGCGCGCGACAGGGUGUGGUUGCUGCGGCUACCAAACGGCCCGAGUUGGUCCAUUUGCUGCGGUUGCAGGACCAGUACCCGGGGACCAGCAUCGCGAAGAUCCUCGCGGCCGCCGCGUCGAAGCGGGCGGCGUCGCGCGGCGGCGUCGAGGGGCAGCGCACGGCGCAGGGCGGCGCCGCCGCGGCGCUGCUGGCGCCGCCGGUGAUGAAGGACGCCGCCUGCGAGACGCCGCUCCACUUUGUGGAGAAGAACAUGGACCCCUCCUACGAGUUCAACGAGUGGGCGCUGCGGCGGCGAGCCCUGCGGCUCGCCGCGCUCAAAAAGUCGGCGACGACGUCUUGCCAAACGGACGCGUCCUCCUACCGCCGGGACAACGCGUCCCAGGUCUUCCUGCCGAAGAUAUCCUCGACGCAGACGCGAAAAGAAUCCGGGACGCAGCCGCCCUUACGUAUUCAAUACCUCCAGGGCAUCCGCGGCGGCGCGAACAAGCAUUUGGCGGAGGUCUCAAAGGUGCCACCCCUGCCCGUCGGCCGCGUGGAGCUCUUCUACGAACACCCGUUCCGGGGGAGCGAGGACCAGGCGCACUAGCGGU
This is a messenger RNA of Pelagomonas calceolata, 2538 nucleotides long. NCBI's taxonomy places the organism in Eukaryota, Pelagophyceae, Pelagomonadales, Pelagomonadaceae. The record is from the annotation of a GenBank genome assembly.